This is a messenger RNA of Cucurbitaria berberidis CBS 394.84, 648 nucleotides long. RefSeq lists its product as uncharacterized. The record is from RefSeq and is a predicted model, not a curated record. The transcript has a single exon. Bases 1 to 648 code for a protein of 215 amino acids. Lineage: Eukaryota; Fungi; Ascomycota; Dothideomycetes; Pleosporales; Cucurbitariaceae.
AUGUGCUACAAACUCCUCCAACUCUACGCCUGCGGUCACUCCAAGACCAUCUGCACAACACCCUGCCCACACGCCAUCGACACCGCCCGCCAGGCCACUCACCUCAACGGCGAACAGGAUACCGCUGAUCUGUCGCGUUCAAGCUCCGUUGUCUCCUCGAUCGCGCCGUCAGUGAAGCGCAGUGAUCUCCAUGGCCUGCCCUCACAGCGAGGCUCACAAGCUCUGCAUUCACCGGGUCAACCGUCGCCACUCCACAUGUGUCUUCCGACCCAGCCAGCUUUCCGCUUCGUACCGCCAAGCGAGCAUCCUCUGCAAUGGCCACUGCCGGAAUACCCCCAGCGUAGCCCAGCGUCGCCUACUACCCGCUCGCCCCCGUUGACCUUUCCUAAAGACUCUAGUGUCUCCAGUCAUCUUCCUGGGGAUGAAGAACAAGCCGUAGAGCCGAAUUACUGUCCCUAUCACUUUCCCCGCUAUCUGGUCCCGUCCCGUAGGCCGUGUUUGGAGUGCUACGUGCGUCCAGAAAGGGGAGAGCUGCCCAAGGCUUGGAAGAAGAAGUAUAAGGAAACUCAUCCGUAUGCUAAGGAGGAGGAUGUAGAGCGUCUGACUGGGAUUGCGGAGCUUAGGGAGAGGAUGGGUUUGGGUCAGUAA